AGAUGAGAUGCUUGUGUAUGUGUUGCAGCCUAUUUAUUGGUACGCUCUUUUCGUUGUUCAUUUUUGAUUAUCUGCACAUCAGGCACUACUAAUUUAGACGCACAGCAGGUGAUGCCACAUUUGUUCUCGUCGAAUGAAGGUUUAGCGUUCUAGAACACAAUUAUACAAAUAACAUGCUCCUCGACAUCGUUGCGCUGUUCGAGACGCAGCAGCGUCAGGACGCCUGGGAGAUGUACUGCCACGCGGUGGCGCGGACGAUGGAGCGCAAAAAACCCUUCUGCCUGAAAUUUGCCUCCCUGGGCCUGCUCGGGCGGGAGACGCUGAGUGGACCGGUGGUGUUUCAACUCGCGCAGCACGUGCUCGAGCGAUCCGGACUGGAGAAGAGAUGCGUGCCGGAGAAAUAUGCAUUGCAAAUAUGUCUGGGUCUGGAAGGAUCCAAACUUGUCAUGCUGUCUUGGGAUUCUAAGAAAAUCUGUAUUGCAUGACCAGCAACAGGAGCCCAGAUUGUGCUACGCGGAGAGGGCAUUUGUCAUGCGGAAUAGGCAUCGGGGAGCCUUCCAAAAGUCUGUGAUGCCAAGUCAUGCACUACAGGCAUCAUGGGUCAUGCAGGAUAUGCAUGACAAACCUGGCAAUCUUCCAGACCCAGACAUUUUUGCACUUGAUAAGAAAAUCGUGAAGGCAAAAAGCUUCGUCAAGGAAGAAAAAAACCCGCCGUUUGCCAGGGGAUUCGCAAAGGGCGAGGAUGUGGUAUCAUUUUUAAUAUUGGGUGAUAGGAUAAUAUGAGUCAUCACGACAUUGAAUUCCAUGGCAGGUUGGUUCAUGCCGGACCACGACCCUUAAUAAACCGACUCGUGGUCGAAAAACAAAAACGAAAACCUUUUAGGCGACAGAAACAAUAACUGUACAGGAUUUGGUCCUCUCUCUCGUGAACGAGACCGUGGACCUAUGGAUGUGUCAGAGUUGAAAUCGACAAAGUUGAAAUAAUUUGUCAUGCAUAAAAUGGAUUCCAGUUGGAACCCAGUUUCCAAGUGGUGCAUGACAAGUUUCGGCGGCCCCUAAAUCCACUCUGUCAUGCUGUUUAGGCAAAGAAGAGCGAUGUUCUCAUGCUACUUUAGCAGCUCGAGCUGUAACCCCAAACAGGCUUACAAUCGGCCUCACUUGCCUGCUCUGCAACACACGUGCCGCGGGUCAUGCAUUUUAUGCAUUACAAACUAUUUAAACUUUGACGAUUUCAAACCUGACGCUUCCAUAGGACCGUCUGUGCGAAAUUCUGCGGUCACGUCACACCCUGGCGUAUCCAAUGCAAAUAUGUCUGGGUCUGGAACAAAGCAACUUGUCAUGCUAAAUCUCAAUCAUGUAAAAAUCUGUGUUGCAUCCUUACCAAAAGCUGUCCGCUGUUGACCUAAUCGAGAGGCAGUUUCUCAUGCAGGAUAGGCAUGAUAGAACUCUCACGGAAUCUGUCAUGCUAUGUUCUACAUACCAAACCUCACGGGUCAUGGAGAACCUGCAUGACAAGUCUGGCAUUCUUCCAGACCCAGACACUUUUGCAGUUGAUAUGGCACUGAACCUGGUCGGCAUCGGGCGGCUGACUUUCCAGCAGGACCGCAAAAAGUACUCGUUCCUGGAGCGGCGGUGGGAGCCGUUGAAUUACGUGACCGGUCGCGAUGCGCUGGACCCGGAGGACUACGUCGACACGGCAGACACCGAGGCCAAGAACAGUCCGGGCUUCACGCGGUCCGCCGAGUCCAACCCGCGAACGCUCGUGCACCCGCUAUGCCAUGCAAAUAUGUUUUCUGGGAUUGGAAGGAAACCUGUGAUGCUAAAGUGUUGAUGAGUUUGGUGCUUUCAACUGCAGCCAAGCAUGACCGAUUCAUUUGACGCCGUCUGAUGCGUACUAGCACGCAUGACAAAGCCAAACGCAAACUACGCGUCUCUGCAUGACAACAAGCAACGCCUUUGCUGGCUAUGCAAUACACAUUUAUUUUCAGGAGUGCUAGACAUGCAACACAAGCUCCACUUUUCCAGACCCAGAUGACAUAUUUGCAAUGUAUACCCGCCGAAGGGGAGCGAGAUCCAGGAGGUCUCCGACCUCUCCUCCGUGGACGGCGACAGCUACCGUGGUCCGAAAACCGACCCCAGCUGGGGCCCGGUCUAUACCGAGGAGGAACCCAUGACUAGUACACAAGCCGGGGGUGCCGCAGAAAUAGCAGGACCGCCGGACGGGGUGGAGGCUGAGCAAGCAGGUGGUGGGACGGGGUAGCAAGAUUUUAUACACGGUAAUCUAUCAGUUUGUAGUGCACCCUUACCCACGAGUCGUGAUGAAAUCGACGCGGUUGGUCCGUCCUGCAGGCCGUUUUCUUUAGCUUCUGUUACUAAAAAGUCGCUGAUAUCAUCAAGCGUGCGACACCAUGUAUGUAUCAAUCUUGUACUAACGAAGUUUCUCCGCAGGCGAGCCCUCGUUUGCGUGUACAAUGACUUGAUGUAUCGCCAUCGCGCCGAGCCAUAAAUCAGAUUAUUUGUAGCCUUCUGUACUUCACCCCAAGAAUGAACAAAUUCAAUCCGUCUCUGGUCUGCCACAGUAGGCUCUCCACCUGACGGGAAGGGGAACCAUAAACACGAGAUAGCUACCGCGUUCAAAAUCGAAACAGAAAGCUAAGCAGCACUACGUAUGAAAGCUUUUUCAAUAUGUAGGACCUCGAGCAGAAGUGACGUCGAAAUGAUUUUUGUAGGAGAC
Messenger RNA from Amoebophrya sp. A120, 2734 nucleotides. Lineage: Eukaryota; Dinophyceae; Syndiniales; Amoebophryaceae. The record is from the annotation of a GenBank genome assembly.